AUGAGAGGCAUCAACUAUCGCAUACUUGCGUUAAUUUUUCCACUCUCCCUGCGCCUGGCGCUGCCGUCGGAUUACAAAACCUGGUAUGGGUCUGCCAAAAACUCAUUCAGCAGGGGGAAGUCCACCUACGAUGAGCUGGUGAAGUCGGCGCAGAACAGUGAGGAUGAGUGCGUCAUACUGCACUCAACGGACAACCGUUUGUCCACAACGCAGGGGGCCGGCAGGGGCACAGGCACGGAGUCGGGGUCCUUCCCGUGCCUCGACCACCUGCAACACAAGGAUAACCGAAGCAAUUUCGACAUCAACUUCAACAUCGGGGAUGUCGCCGGCGGCUCCAGAGAGCAGCGGCUGGUCGCCGAAGGCGGGUGCUGGCAGUUCGUGCUGAACCAGGUCAGCGCGCUCGACAUCGACAGAUGCGACGUGAAAGGCGAGGUAUCGAGGUCGCUCAUCGCGUUGGCAAAGACAAAGUGCCACCUGAUCAGAUCGGGCAGAACCUUCCCCCUGGCGGAGCACGGGUGCCUGCUCAACCCGGACGUCCUAGACGACAAUGCGCUGGGGCUGCUCGGCGACCAGUACACCUCGAAUCCGUGCAGAAGCGUGUAUAACAGCGGCGAGUGUGAGAAGCUGAAGGAGGACAUCGUCGCACAAUGUACCAACCCGCGGGUCAUGACCGAGGCUGCCUUCCAAAUGUACCACGCAGAUCUCAACCACAUCGAUGACAUAUGCUUCUACCUCCAGUCAAACGAAUGGAACCGCAGGACAGAAUCAAACAUCAACAGGCUCGGCGAAUCGGCCAUAAACCUCCUCAACACGCAGCAGAACAUGGAGAUGUUUCUGGCAGGCAUGCAGAAGCAACAGGAAGAAAGUCUGCGAAAGGCCACCAGGUGA
Babesia bigemina is the source of this 888-nucleotide messenger RNA. Its product is annotated as membrane protein, putative. The transcript is spliced from 4 exons. The coding region runs from base 1 to 888 and encodes 295 amino acids. The record is from RefSeq and is a predicted model, not a curated record. Lineage: Eukaryota; Apicomplexa; Aconoidasida; Piroplasmida; Babesiidae.